Messenger RNA from Syzygium oleosum, 1021 nucleotides. RefSeq names its product metalloendoproteinase 3-MMP-like. The record is from RefSeq and is a predicted model, not a curated record. The transcript has a single exon. Gene Ontology annotation, molecular function: zinc ion binding; metalloendopeptidase activity. Gene Ontology annotation, cellular component: extracellular matrix. Bases 1 to 951 code for a protein of 316 amino acids. Gene Ontology annotation, biological process: extracellular matrix organization; collagen catabolic process; proteolysis. Lineage: Eukaryota; Viridiplantae; Streptophyta; Magnoliopsida; Myrtales; Myrtaceae.
AUGGCAAUUACUAACCUCUCGUCCACCUUCUCAUACUCGCUCCUCCUUACUCUCCUCUUCUUUCAUGCCGUUUUAGCACAAUCGCAUAACCAAACCAAAUCAGCCUUCGAGUUCCUCAAUCAUCUUCAGGGGUGUCACAAGGGUGACCGCGCCAAAGGCGUUCGCGAGCUCAAGCAUUAUCUUGAGAAGUUCGGCUACUUGAAUUACAACCAAUCUAGUGAUCCAAUUCAUGCUGACGACGACGACUUCAACGAUGCUUUAGAGUCUGCCGUCAAGACGUACCAAUUGAAUUAUCAUCUGAACGUCAGCGGGAAUCUGGAUCCACAGACGGUGUCAAAGAUGAUGAUGCCACGGUGUGGCGUGGCUGAUAUCAUCAACGGCACUGCCCGCAUGGGGUCCGGCAAGAAAGGUCGGAACCUCCGUGGGCUCGGCUCUUUCCAUCCGGUGUCCCGCUACACGUUCAUGAAUGGAAACCCUAGAUGGCCGGCCUCGAAAUACCACCUCACCUAUGGCUUUGCUCCCGGGACACCGACGGCUGCCAAGGGUGCGGUUUCGCGGGCUUUCACCUCAUGGGCAUCCAUAUCACGGUUCACCUUCUCUUAUAUUAAGGAUUAUGAAAUUGCUGAUAUAGAAAUAGGGUUUGAAAGAGGAGACCAUGGAGAUGGUACGAUCAAUAGCUUUGAUGGGCCUGGAGGAACCAUAGCUCACGCAUUUCGACCCACCAUUGGACUAUUCCACUACGAUGCGGACGAGAGGUGGGCCGUGGGUCCGGCGGCGGGUUCGCAAGAUAUCGAUUUGGAGACGGUGGCUCUGCAUGAGAUUGGACACCUUCUUGGGCUAGGGCACAGUGAUGUUGAGGGGGCCAUCAUGUUUUCUUCCAUAGCUCCUGGCACAACCAAAGGCCUUCACGAGGAUGACAUUCAAGGAAUUAGGGCUUUAUACAACUUUUGAUUAGUGGAUUAAAAACAGUGGGUUUUGGAGCAGUGUGAAGCACAUGGUGAUUAUCUUAAUGUGAUUCGGU